Molecule: messenger RNA, 1170 nt
Organism: Ipomoea nil (Japanese morning glory)
Lineage: Eukaryota; Viridiplantae; Streptophyta; Magnoliopsida; Solanales; Convolvulaceae
Exons: 2
Coding region: 1-1170 (389 amino acids)
Source: RefSeq, a predicted model, not a curated record
AUGGUUUUGCCUCCGGGAUUUGAGAGUGAAAGGCCAAACCAAGUAUGCAGACUUCUACGUUCAUUAUAUGGUUUGAAGCAGGCAAGUCGCCAAUGGAAUGUCAAACUUACUACAGCUCUCAUUCAAGUUGGAUUUAUUCAAUCUCAGGCUGAUCCAUCCUUGUUCACUAAGAAUGAUGAUGCUGGUUUUAUUGCCAUUCUUGUCUAUGUGGACGACAUACUUGUAGCCAGUGCUAGCCUGAAUCUCAUUACAGACCUCAAACAGUUUCUGGAUACUACUUUUCGAAUCAAAGACUUAGGACCCCUGGGAUAUUUUUUGGGGAUUGAAACACACCAAGGAAAGGAUGGUUUAAGCCUCUGUCAAAGGAAAUACGCCCUCGAAAUAUUAGAAGAAGCAGGGUUCCUUGAAAGCAAGUCGGCCAGUACUCCCAUGAUUCCCGGAUUAAAGCUCAUACAUGGUGAAGGAAGGCUCCUCUACCUCACAGCCACGAGGCCUGACAUUGCCUAUGCCACUCAGCAGUUAAGCCAGUUCGUCGACUCCCCAACAGACAUACAUCUUACAGCAGCACACCAGGUGCUGAGAUACAUCAAAGCUUCACCUGGCCAAGGGUUGUUCUACCCUUCACAAACAGAGUUACACCUUAGAGCUUUUUCAGACUCCGACUGGGCGGCUUGCAUCGAGACACGCAAGUCUGUUACGGGCUUCUAUAUUUUUCUUGGCCCCUCUCUAAUCUCAUGGAGAUCGAAGAAGCAAGUCACCAUCUCCCGUUCAAGCUCCGAGGCCGAGUACCGAGCUCUUACAGCUAUAGUGUGCGAGGUUCAAUGGCUCACAUAUCUUCUUAAUGAUCUUAGAGUUACAACUACUAAAGAUGCCACCUUGUUCUGUGACAACAAAUCGGCAAUAGCUAUAGCCGAAAACUACGUUUUUCACGAACGCACCAAACACAUAGAGAUCGAUUGUCAUGUGGUUCGUGAGAAAGUGAUGCAAGGCUUAGUAAAGCUCCUAUCUGUCACCUCUGCAAAUCAAACGGCGGACGGAUUCACAAAACCUCUUCCCACUUCUCCGUUACGCGCUUUCGUUCAUAAGCUUGGCAUACAUGACAUGUAUGCUCCAGCUUACCGGGGGGUAUUGGAUGAGACCAUUACACCCUCCACAACAAAUAAUAAGUAG